Molecule: messenger RNA, 824 nt
Organism: Cariama cristata (Red-legged seriema)
Lineage: Eukaryota; Metazoa; Chordata; Aves; Cariamiformes; Cariamidae
Gene: MANSC4
Product: MANSC domain containing 4
Exons: 2
Source: RefSeq, a predicted model, not a curated record
UUUCCUGCAAUCUAGCAGUGUUCUACCAUGGAGCCAUUCAUGAGCACAUGAAUUGCCUGCAUAUGUCUUGCCCAGCAUUGGAAAGCUGCAUACUAAAGUCUAGAAUCAAUGUCAUUUUGUACAACAUCACAACAGGCAUUGAUCCAGAUCUUCUUAUUUUUGAAAAACUGAGAUCCAAAGAGCCAAAUACACACUCCCCACCAAGUAAAUACGAAAGGCAAAACAGCACGAAGACCACCGAGUGGGAAAGAUGCUGGCAUCAUAACGCCACGUCAAGUUCUCUUCUGCUCCAAGCUCCAUCUUCUACCACUAGCCACGGCUUAACAGCAAACACUUACACCUCCAGCACGAGCCUGACGGUCCAAAAAACUGAAGUUACUGCUUAUUCCAAGGCAGAAACUCUUCCACCAGAUGAUCAUUUUGCAAAGUGGACAAGCACAACUUCAGCAAGCACUAAGUCAAUCACCAGCUCAGACAAGAAGACCGCACCCUCGACUUCGAUAUCCGAAUCUGCCGAGGUGUUAUCCCACAUGCCCACUCCUCCUCGUCUGAACAGCAGUAAGCAACACUUAAAUGAAACCAAAGGCUACAGUGGUAGGAAUUAUACUUCGGAUAAUGAGGCACCUGCUUGGGAAGCUGCAGCUUUGGGCGUCUGGUUGAUUCCUGUUGUUCUUUGCUCUUCUCUCAUCUUCCUCUGCUGUUGUACUGUUGCUUUCACAGCAGGGCGUUGCAGCAAUAGGAGAGGUCAGUAUAAGCCCAUAAGGAGGAAAACAACAAUGUCGAGACAAUUCAUAAAAUACACUACUGUCAAAGGUAAUUUGUAA